GUCGCCUGCAGUUCAGUCUCCAGUUAAAUUGCUGAGCCGCCCAUUCAUUCAUUCAUUCAUUCAAUGCCAACCUACCUCGUCACUGGCGGCACUGGCUUCCUCGGCACCCACGUCGUGCAGCAGCUCGUCCAAGCCGGACACCAAGUGCACGUUCUGGCUCGCUCGCGUGGCAGCAGUGCAGGACCCGCGUCGUCGGAAGCCGGGUCGGGCUCUGCGGGGUCGGGCACAGUCACCUUCCACAAGGGCUCAGUGACCUCGGUUGCGGACAUUCUGGCGGCCGUCCAGAAGCCCAGCCCCGCCGCUCAGAAUGCCGCUGGAGCUCUGGCACAAGCACAGACGAGCGACAAUGCUGCUGCAAGCACAUCUGAAGUGAGUCCGGCGAGCUCCGAGCACAUCCAGCUCGACGGGAUUUUCCACCUUGCCGGCGUCGUCACGCAUUCAAACAAUCCCGCGCUCGUUGCAGACAUGUUCAAGACCAACGUGGAUGGCACCGUCGCUGUCAUUGAUGCUGCUGCUCGCCUCGGAAAUUGCCGGGUCGUGCUUGCUUCGACCUCGGGAGUUGUGGCGUGUAGCUUUGACUCGACGCAAGUCGCCAACGAUGAUUCUCCUUACUGCACAGAUGCCGUUGCCAACCUGCCUUACUACCAGCAAAAGAUUGCCGUUGAGCAACAAGUGCAACAGUUGGCUCGCGAGCGAAACGUUGAAGUGGUCAUGAUGCGACCCACGUUGGUCCUCGGACCCGGCGACGCUCGGCUCAGCUCGGUGCGCACCGUGCGUGAUUUUGUCAAGCGGAACAUUCCAUUCACUCCCAGCGGUGGACUGAGUGCUGUUGAUGUGCGAGAUGCCGCGACCGCCUUUAUUUCUGCCAUGACCAGCCCGGCAGCAGUUGGCAACACAUACUUGCUGAAUGGAUACAACAGCAGCGUGCGCGACUUUUUCCAACUCUUGCAAACAGAGACGGGAGUGCAUGCGCCACGCCUUUCAGUGCCUGGUUGGAUGGCGAUUGCUGGAGCAGUCGUUCUUGAUGGUCUUGUGCGGCUUUUCACUGGUCGUCGCGACCCCAGCAUCGAUCCUGCCUACGCUCGAAUGGGCACUCUGUUCUGGUAUGCAUCGAUUGGAGCCGAAUCGCGUGCAGGCCGUGACCUCGGCUGGAAAACGCGCGACAUUCGCGAGACUGUCCGCGACACGCUCCAGUGGCUCCGAGACAACGAAGAGCUUGUCAGCCGCCUCGAGCGAGGGGAAGCUGCAUGAAUCUUUGAAUUUGGGUUGAAUGUCUGAGCAGCGCUAAUGAUUUGUUUUUGUGUGUUCCUCUUUGACUGUUUGCUGUUACUGUUGUUGUUAUUGUUGCUGUUGUUACUCUUGUCGCCUCUCGUAGAACCACUUUGUAAGCUGAAACAGUGUUCAUCCUGCAGUAUUGUCUUCGUUGUCCGAGUCUUUCUGCAUCCAGAAUUUUCCUUCUUAUAUUUCUUAUCA
This is a messenger RNA of Capsaspora owczarzaki ATCC 30864, 1473 nucleotides long. RefSeq lists its product as hypothetical. The coding region runs from base 64 to 1251 and encodes 395 amino acids. The transcript has 5 exons. The record is from RefSeq and is a predicted model, not a curated record. Lineage: Eukaryota; Filasterea; Ministeriida; Capsasporidae.